AUGUCUGAGGAAUCACAACGUGCUAUGGAUGAGGAGGUGGGAAGUCAUGCCCCCUCAGAACCUGUUGAGCCAGCAGUUGCACCAGCUCCUCCUGGUGAAGAUAGGCCAGGACAGGAUGCAUUUUUACAACAGCUGGCAGAUAUGUUUAGACGAGUUUCAGGGCAGCACCUCAGAAGAGAAGAUGAUGCUCCAGCAGCAGAGUACUGGCUGCAAAGUACAGAGAGAGUGUUGCAGCAAUUGCAGUGCACACCACCAGAUAGUGUGGCUUGUGCAGUUGCUUUGUUACAAGAAGAGGCCUAUCAGUGGUGGGACACCACAUCACAGACAGUGCAACCUGAGCAGCGGACUUGGAAAUUCUUUCUGGCUGAGUUUCGGAAGAAGUAUAUUGGAGAUUUGUAUCUAGAUGAAAAGAGAAGAGAGUUCAUGUAUUUGAGACAGGGCAGGAUGACUGUUAGCGAGUAUGAAAAAGAUUUCAUCAGACUGAGUAAGUAUGCCCGGGAAAUGGUGCCUACAGAGGAAGCUAGAUGUAAGAAAUUUGAGCAGGGUUUGCAUAAUGACAUUAGGGUGCUUUUGGCAGCCCAUCCCAUCAAAGAGUUCUCUGCUCUGGUAAAUGCAGCAUUGAAUAUAGAAAAGAUAAAAGAAGAAGAACAAAGCUGGAGACAGAAAGGACAACAGAAGAGAGGCAAACCCAGAUACAGGGGCAAUCCUCAGCCUCUCAGGCACCUAGUAAGAGACAAAGGGGUGCCCAGCCAUCAGGGCAGAGUCAGAAAACUGACAGGGGCUUGCUUCAGGUGUGGAUCUACUGAGCAUCUUAUGAGAGACUGUCCUAGGGGACAGGUAUCAUCAGCACCACCUGUAGAGAGGCCUAUUCCUGCUGGAUCUAGAGGAAGAGGAAGGGGUAGAGGUAAUCAAACAGGGGCAGCUUCAGCCAGUCAGAGGGUGUCUGAAACAGUAGAUAGACCAGACUUCAGAACACCUGCUAGAGCCUAUGCUAUCAGGGCUAAGGAGGACAGGGACUCCCCAGAUGUGAUUGUUGGUACAUUCUCAAUCUUUGAUAAACCUAUAAAAAGAAUUACAUUGAAAACACUUACAGAUCACGAUGUGGUAGUUGUAGGGGAGAGGUCAGAUUACUUGUCUAAUAUUAUAUCAACCGCUACAGCUAGGAGAUUAAUUAGCAAGGGUUGUGAAGCCUACCUAGUCUGGGCACUUGAAACCAAAAAGGAGAAUCCAGGUGUGCAUGACAUAUCCACAGUGUGUGAUUUCUCUGAUGUUUUUCCUGAUGAUCUUCCCGGGUUACCACCAGAGAGAGAGGUGGAAUUUGCCAUAGAUGUUAUACCAGGCACCGCACCUAUCUCUAUUGCUCCUUAUAGGAUGGCACCUACUGAAUUAAAAGAGUUAAAAAUACAACUACAAGAAUUGCUUGACAAGGAAACAGAUGUCUCUAAAACUGCUUUUAGAACCCGAUAUGGACACUAUGAAUUUCUUGUUAUGCCUUUUGGGUUAACUAAUGCUCCUGCAGCUUUCAUGGAUCUGAUGAACCGCAUCUUCCAUCCCUACCUAGAUCAGUUUGUAGUAGUUUUCAUAGAUGAUAUCCUAAUAUACUCAAAGACUAAGGAAGAACAUGAUCAACAUUUGAGGAUAGUAUUACAAACUCUGAGAGAGAAACAACUUUAUGCCAAGCUUAGUAAAUGUGAGUUUUGGCUAAAUGAUAUAUCCUUUCUUGGACAUGUUGUGUCAGCUGAAGGAAUCAGAGUAGACCCUAAAAAGAUAGAAGCUAUCCUUGAAUGGAAACCACCUAAGAACGUAGCAGAAAUUAGGAGUUUUCUGGGUUUGGCUGGAUACUAUAGGCGGUUUGUAAAGGGAUUUUCAAUCAUUGCGGCCCCAUUGACUAAAUUGUUGCAUAAGAAUGUUAAAUAUGACUGGGAUGACAAAUGUCAGAAGAGUUUUGAAAAGCUUAAAAAGAUGCUUACAGAGGCACCUGUCCUUACACAGCCAGAAUCGGGUAAAGAUUUUGUGAUCUACAGUGAUGCCUCACAUAAUGGACUGGGUUGUGUACUCAUGCAGGAGGGGAAGGUAGUUGCUUAUGCUUCAAGACAAUUAAAGCCGCACGAGAAGAACUACCCUACCCAUGAUUUAGAGUUAGCAGCCAUAGUCUUUGCAUUAAAGAUAUGGAGGCAUUACUUGUAUGGAGAAAAAUGUUAUAUCUAUACAGAUCAUAAAAGUUUAAAAUAUUUACCCAUACAAAAGGAGCUUAACUUGAGACAGAGAAGAUGGUUAGAGUUGCUUAAGGAUUAUGAUUGCAUUAUUGACUAUCAUCCAGCACUGGGUACUAAGUUGAACUUUAGUACAGCUUUUCAUCCUCAAACAGAUGGGCAAUCUGAAAGGGUAAUUCAAACACUGGAAGAUAUGCUUAGAAGUUGUGUUAUUGAAUUCGAAGGGAGCUGGGAGAGAUACCUUCCAUUGAUUGAAUUUGCAUACAACAACAGUUAUCAAGCAAGUAUCAAAAUGGCACCUUAUGAAGCAUUGUAUGGAAGGAAAUGUAGAACUCCAUUGUGCUGGACAGAACUCAGUGAGGCUAAAUUGAUAGGUCCAGAUUUGGUGAGGGAAACGGAAGAGAAAGUUAGAACUAUCAAGAAAAGAUUGAAAGCAGCUUCAGAUAGACAGAAGUCCUAUGCGGAUUUGAAGAGAAAAGAUAUAGCAUAUGAAGUUGGAGAUAAAGUGUUUCUUAAAGUCUCUCCAUGGAAAAGGGUGCUUAGAUUUGGCAAAAAGGGAAAGUUAAGUCCUAGGUUUAUCGGUCCAUAUGAGAUAACUGAGCGUGUGGGUCUGAUAGCCUACAGGUUAGCAUUACCCCCAGAAUUAGAUAAGAUACAUAAUGUCUUCCAUGUAUUCAUGCUGAGAAAUAGAGCAAUUAUUAGAUUUAAAUUGUAA
Messenger RNA from Manihot esculenta (cassava), 2928 nucleotides. RefSeq lists its product as uncharacterized. The coding region runs from base 1 to 2928 and encodes 975 amino acids. Gene Ontology annotation, biological process: DNA integration. The transcript is spliced from 6 exons. The record is from RefSeq and is a predicted model, not a curated record. Lineage: Eukaryota; Viridiplantae; Streptophyta; Magnoliopsida; Malpighiales; Euphorbiaceae. Gene Ontology annotation, molecular function: zinc ion binding; nucleic acid binding.